Serendipita indica DSM 11827 is the source of this 765-nucleotide messenger RNA. The record is from the annotation of a GenBank genome assembly. NCBI's taxonomy places the organism in Eukaryota, Fungi, Basidiomycota, Agaricomycetes, Sebacinales, Serendipitaceae.
AUGAGCGAACAAGAUCUCGAUACGUUUCAAGCACAGCUCGAGCAGGUUCAACAGGCUCUAAAGUCUGAUCCCGAAAACGAAGAGUUUCUCUCGCUCGCUGACCAGCUCAAAGAGCUCAUUGCGCUCACAGAACAAACGAUUGCUGCAUCUCGUCCACAACCAGCUGCUUCCAAGAAGAAAGAAGGCGCGCCUUCGACGUCGUCUGGUAGCGCGGGCGCAAGCGCGAGCACGAGCAAUGGUACAUCUGCGCGAAAUCCGUAUCUCCCGUCUUCCUCAUCGCAAACAAACGGUCCCAAGGUGUGGACGGCCGGCGACGAGUGUCUGGCAAAGUACAGUGGGGAUGAUAAAUGGUAUCCAGCACGCAUCACCUCGGUCGGCGGCUCUGAGGAAAAGCGAGUGUACUCUGUUGUCUUUAGAGGGUACAAUUCGACCGAGCUCGUCGCGCACAAUGCUCUCCGGCGUCUUCCCCCAAACUAUGGGUCAGCAGGUGGACCCAGCGCGUUAGCAGGCACGAAGCGAAAACUAUCCAAGGAGGAAGAAGAAGAGCGUGAGCGCAAAAAGAAGAAGAAUGAAAAGAAACUCGAAGUCCGUGCAGCAAAGGCGCAGGAACAAGACUCGAAGAAACAGUCGUGGCAAAAGUUUGCGACAAAGAGCGUCAAAAAGGGCGUCGGUAUCGCUGGUGUUGCUGGUACCAGUAUCUUCAAGACUCCAGACAAUCCGUAUGGCAAGGUCGGAGUUACCGGGAGUGGCAGAGGUCUUCAGUAA